Messenger RNA from Saccostrea cuccullata (small rock oyster), 5161 nucleotides. RefSeq names its product ankyrin repeat and fibronectin type-III domain-containing protein 1-like. NCBI's taxonomy places the organism in Eukaryota, Metazoa, Mollusca, Bivalvia, Ostreida, Ostreidae. Gene Ontology annotation, biological process: signal transduction; establishment of mitotic spindle orientation; regulation of establishment of bipolar cell polarity. Gene Ontology annotation, cellular component: spindle. Bases 167 to 4078 code for a protein of 1303 amino acids. Gene Ontology annotation, molecular function: protein binding. The transcript is spliced from 27 exons. The record is from RefSeq and is a predicted model, not a curated record.
CUUAUCUUUAAGUAAUUGAAGCCUAAAGAAUUCCAGAAGAUUUUUUUUCUCUUUUAGUCUUUUUAUGACCUUGAGGUUUUCAUGGUCAUUCCAGUCCAGAGUAGAGCUAGAUACAUGUAGUCGUUUAAACAGACACAAGAUCUUAGACUCACUCGAUGGAUGAAACAUGUCUGCCGCCUGCAGCAGGGCAAGUAGUCACACCCCCCUCGUGACCCGGACCAUGCCCCCUACCCCACUGCCAAGCCACACCUUUGAUGCUGUACCAGAGAACUAUGACAUAGACAGCGAACUACCAGAGGCUAAUGGGUGUGAGGAUGGGGAAGAGGCGGAACCAGAGCUGUACUGCUUUGAGGACUUCAUUUCUUAUAAUCUACAGCCAUCUCGUCCUGCUGCCCUGGAGAGGACCAUGUCUGUCAACCCUGAAGGCUACAACUCACUGUCAAGGCGACAAAGCCGAGAGCUUCAGCGUUCAAAGACCUUACCAAUUAUCCGAUUACCUGGUGGCAGUAGUGACGACAUGGUGCUAGACUCGGGAGACAGAAGCAGUGAUGACAUACGAUGGCUGACACAGAGUCCCGUCAGCUCAGAGUAUUCUGGAUCCUGUGGGAGUGAGGAUGCUGGGAGGAGAAGAAAGAGUUCUGCUAAAUACCAGAGACAGAAGAGGGGCGGUAACAACAGGGGAGGCAACUCUAACAGAGCGAGUUGCGUCAUGGAAAUUCAGAAGUUUGCCAAAAGUGUUUUACAUAGGAAAACAAAAACUGAGGAUUUACGUCGCACUGGUUCAUGGAAACCAAGUAAAAAGUCCACACUCAAGUUUCUGAGUAGAACUCGCAGUGAGCCCGAGCGAGAUGAUUCGUUGGAGGAGGACACGGAGAGCUGGGUAGCGACGUUACCAGAUCUACCCCCCAUGAGACCACGUUCUGCGUGGAACUUUGAGGAUGACACGGAUUCUACGACGUCCUCGGAGACGAUGACCAGCGUGUCAGAUGAUGGAUCUGUUACUCCCAAAUCCUCCCAGCUCUACUACACGACUCCACCAAAGGCUAAUAUGGUCAGAAAUCAAGAUGAGAAGAGAUUGGAAGGCCCUGGCACCUCUCUAUACAGAAUCCCUAGAAGACUGAGUCAGAAGGAUAAAAUACGGGAAGAUUUACUGCACGAUAGACAGCGAUCUGUCAGCUUAGACUGUGGAGAUGGAAGAACAAUCAAAGUAUUUAUGUCAAAUGCCGAGGGACUUCUAGUGGACGAUGCACCCGGAUUACACCACACAAACACCGCACCUGUUCAGCUCAGAAGUAUGAAUGGCCUCAGUUCUCCAAAUCGAUCAUCUAAAAUACUUACAACUACACCAAAGAAAAGGCCUGGCCUCAAAUUUGGCCUCUCUUUGUUUGAGGCUGUAGAACAACAGGAUCUGGACCUGGUGAAGAAUCUCUUGGAAGUGGAAGGCCUCAACAUUAACAGUGUUAACUCUGAAGGUUUGACUCCUUUGGAUGUAGCUGUGAUGACUAACAAUAUUCCAAUGGCCAAGAUGCUGCUCUUCAAUGGGGCAAGAGAGAGUCCAUUGUUUUUAAAGGAGGAUGCACGAUCGGACCGUUUAGAUGCCCUAGUGUCCAACGCAGAGAAGAGGGUGGUGGAUCUGUCAGCUGCUAUUCUAAAUGCCUCCUCUGGAAGUAGCUCCAUGUCCAACACCCAACAGAAGGAAAAUGAAAAGCAAUUAAGUCACUGGGAAUUUCGACACAAACUCUUAAAAAGAAUGAAAGCCGGAUAUGACCAUGCACGUACCCCGGACCCUCCCAGCUAUGUGAGUCUGACUGUAGCCAGUAGCUCCUCAUUACUGGUCAAGUUUGAUGAACCCCUCAACCACAAUGGAGCAGUGGUCACUCGAUAUAAAGUGGAGUGGAGCUGCUUCGAUGACUUCGUUCCUCUGGCUGGGGAAGACCUUGUGGAGGACAUGCGACACUUAGAACAUGAGAUUAAGGGCCUGGCUAAGGGCAACAAGUACUACGUCAGGGUUGCUGCCUGUAACAUGAAAGGAUACAGCGGCUACAGUAUAGCCAAACCCGCUUAUGCUGUUCCAUCCAGUUGGAGAGAUGUGGACAAUUCAACAGUUUCUAGAACAGAAGGAAAGCUGAAGUUGUUGGAUGAACUCUUCUCUCAAGUAAAACACCUGCGGCCAGCUGAUGCAUCAGAAUUGAAAGACAGUGUUGGCGAUUCACCACUGCAAAGAAAGCGCAAAAGUUUGAAAAACCUGUUUACCUCUGCCCCCAAAUUCUACAAAUCUUUGAAGAGGGGCGUCUAUCUUGCCUGUUUGUUGUAUCACGGAGACAAAGUCCUGGUGACCUCAGAUGACCAGCUUCCUGUCGUGGAGGUUGAUGAAAAUUUUUCUGGACCUUCAGUGAAUGCAGAUCUUCACUGGCUGAUGAAGAUAUCUUGUACGUGGGAUGACGUCAAAUCUUUGCGGCAAGACAUGGAGAAAAAUACCAGUGCAGGCACCAUGCAUUUCAGAUAUAAACUUCUUCAAGCUGUCUCUGUAUUACAGGGAGCAUUAGGAAUAUACGAUUUAGGUCAGUUUCACUUCAAGCCCCUUAAAGACUCCAGUGGUUGUAUAGUAUUAACCACAGUGUGUAACAUAAGGGAUCCCAAGUCAGUGAUCCUAGGCUCCUCCAAGUGGGUCAGCUUCGCCAAGUUACUGCGGCGAUCCUCGGGGACGGGGUCAGAGCCCCAGGAGUCACUAGAAGUCCUAGUCAGUUCUGUCUCAGAGAUGAUAUUGUAUCAUCAAGUGAGCAACAUUCGCCUUACAAAAGGCUUAUACCUCGGCUACCUCAAGCUUCAGGCUUCUUUAGAGCUAAACAGGGUGUUAGUACCCAAGAAGGCACCAAACAUCCUCCCCAACAUCAAAGUCAGGGACUGUCCCAAUGUCUCCAGCGAGGAGUGGCAGUGGCUACAGUCGCUGAAUACCGACCAACAAGUGGCGCCACCUACCCAAACACAGGAGGAAUUCCGUAAACAGCUCAAACAAGCCGCCCAGAAACUCUUCAACAUUCUAGACAUAUCAGAGAAUUUUGCGGCUAGUCACAGAAUCUACGAUGUAGAGGUGAUUGAGUUCAGUAACGAUGUGUCUUUUUUGCUGGUUCUCCCCCCUGUGGAGGAGGUUUGCCUGGUUCCCGGACAAAAUGACAACAUGACGGAGAAAAAGGACCUCACUCUGCUACCAGUACAGGUCUUUGAAAUGAUCCACAUGUGUACAUACCAACCACAACUCAUCAACAGAUACUCAAGGCUUUCCUCAAUACUGGAUAUGGAUCUUUGUCUCGCUCAACAAGUUCAGCGUGAGGCCUUUUCAACAGAAGAACUCACACCAGCAAGAGAGAGAGUGGAAAGAUUGUCCAACAUACUGACCACACUGGACAAGAACUGGAAGUCCACUCGGUGGAUAAUGGACAUUAUCACUUAUGCCAGAGACAAGAGCAUGAGAGGAGGCAUUCUGAUGAGUGAAGUAACUUCACCACCCAAAGAUGUGUUCAGUACUGAGCUAGAGAGUCCUAGCGAAGACGAUCUGUUUGAUAAUAACAACUCACAGUCAGGGUGCCCGUCUGUGGCUUGUGAUUCAAAUGAAAUCAGUGUUGGAAAAGACAACAUAAAAAUUGCCAAAUUCUAUGAUCCAAACGAGGAGGUGCCAAAGACAAAUGGACAUGUUAAAAAGGAGACGACGGAAAGCGAACCUAGUGCGGUGAGCUCGGGGAUUUUACAAGUGUACGCAGCCUACGAAACGGGGCUGUCUCGGGGCACUAGGGUGAGGUUACACGUGACCGAGAAAACGACAUCCAGGGAAGUGAUCAAUCUCGUGGUGAGACAGUUAAAUAAAACAGUGACUCAGAAGGGACACUCGGGCCCUCUGUAUGGGGAGGAGCAGCUAGACGAGUUUUGUCUGGUGGCCGUGAUCGGGGCUCGCGAGAGGAUUCUCAGAGACGACUAUCAGCCGCUACAACUUCAGAAUCCGUGGACAAAAGGGCGGCUCUAUGUCAGGAUGAAGAGUAACUUGUUGGCUGCUAUCCAGCAGGGUCACGCCACAGAAGUGUAAACGGACAGUGCUUUAUAGUUGACCUACAAUCGAUGGACACUAGCUUUAUUGUCAUCCGAUCAUUCCUUUCUGUCUGAUUGUUGGGUCAUUUUUUUUCUUUUUCCAUUCCAAACUUCAAGUCAAUUUGUCCAUUUUGUGUCCAUUUUCGUACAAUUUUCAGUUAAAGAUUACUAGUCAGUGUAAACAUCGGGUAAAUCAUUGAUUAACAUAUUUCACUAAUUUAUUGAUUUUUUUUUCUUUAUACAAAUUAAUUUGUAGUUGUCUCAUGAAAUAUAUAUACACAUGUAUAUUAAGUUUGUUUGAAAUUUUAUUAAAUUAUUUAAUUUAUUAUUAACCAGUAUUUCAUAUGCAUCUUCAUGUCAUGAAAAUAUAAGAUGAAAGAAAAACCUUAUGGUCUUCCAAAUAAAUAAAAAAGAGACAAAAUGACAGUUUAAGUUUUUAUUGUUAGUUAGGAAAGUUAUUUUUCUAUCAUGGAAAUUGAAAAAUCUAGAUAUACCUGUAUUAUGUUCAACAUUAAUCAAGGUAUCUGAAUUUAUUGAGCUUCAUGUGUCAAUGAUGGUUGUAUUUGUCCUCUCUCUCUCUCAUUUUUUUCUCACUGUUCCAAAACUACAAUCAUGAUGAUCAUGUUUUCUCUGUCAUGCCCAUGCAUUUUAAUCUGUUGAUUAAUAAUAUGAUAAAAAAGCAAUUAAGUUAAUUGAAAAUUAUGUUCUUAAUGGUUUCUGAAAGCAAAUACAUGUGUACUAAAAAUUCUACUAAAUUUACAGUUAUAAAUUAAUGAUUAGAUACUUUGUCAAAAAAUGAUGUUUAACUCUUGUAUUUUAUAAUUUGAUGUAAUUAAAAUGAGUAAUUCAGUCUUUGUUCAAAUAAAGAUACAUGUAUCAUUACCUAAAAAAAUCACUGAAAAACUACAAUGUCAGAAUAUUUAUUGAUACAAUAUUUUGUUUUGGAUUUUUUUUACACCCCCAGUCAAUUCUCUCUGUGAAGUAGAUGUAUGAAAAGCCUUCUGUGAUACUAUUUAUUUUGUACAUCUUUUCUGUUAGCUUGUGUUUUGAAAAGAGCUAAAUAAAAGCGAAAAUAAAAUUA